AUGGAUCUCGCAAUUAAAAAACAGAUGAAUACUGCCGGAUAUAUUGAGCGCUUCUGGGACAAUUUAAUUAAAGUCGGCAAGGACAAAAUGACACGCACGUAUCUCACCACGCGCCUUGAGUUGCUCGAGUCAUAUUGGACGCGCUUCCUGGAUGCCAUCCUCUCUUUCGAGAAAAUAGACUCUUCGGAUUAUAUGCGGCAGGACGUUUACGCGGUGACCGAGGAUAAUUACGUAGCCACGAAGUCGCGUAUCACUUCCUUUAUGCCGACGACGAGAUCCGCGGACGGGCAAAGUGCCGCAAGUUCAGUGUUGCGCCAGAUCCAGCUGCCGAAGAUAAGCUUGCCGAGGUUUGACGGCGAUCAGCUAGCCUGGGAAGGCUUCCGAGACCUCUUCAAGUCGCUGGUCCAUGACGUGGAGGGACUCACUCCCUCGCAGAAGCUGCAGUAUCUGAAGGCCAGCCUAAGCGAGGACGCGGAGGCCGCCGUCGCCAAUAUCGAAAUCUCUUCCGACGGAUACGCGCUGGCGUGGGAUGAACUCGUGACGCGCUACGAUAACCGGCGAGUCCUCUUGGCGACUCACAUGCGCGUGCUACUCUCUGCCGCGCCGGUAACCAAGCCGUCAUCAGCGGAAAUCAACCGCCUGAUUAGCGCGGUCAACCGGGCUUCGCGCUCCUUCAGGGCAAUGGGCCGCCCAGUGGAGCACUGGGACGACUGGUUCGUCCAUAUUCUGGUCGAGAAGCUGGAUCCCGCCACCAGGCUAUUAUGGGAAAGCCAUCGAUCGAGUCGGGACUUUCCUAAUUUCGAGGAGCUCAAGGCGUUCCUCCUCACGCGGGCUCAUGCGUUGGAUGCCUCUAAUCUGCGGACGCCGAUGACUUCCAGCUCCGCUUCGAAACAGAAGCGUACGGGCCGCAAGGACGACGUCGCGUCUCACGCCAUGGCCGCGAGUGACCACAAGGGCACGCCGUGCCCCCUGUGCAGAGAGCAACAUCACAUGCGCUCCUGCCCGAGAUUCAAGACAUACUCGACGGAGCAACGCCGCGAGCAAGUGCGCAAAAGGAAGGCCUGCUUCAACUGCUUGGGACAGGGUCACGCCGCCGGAGCUUGCCCUUCAAUUCACCGCUGUCGCCACUGCCAGGAGAAGCAUCAUACGCUUCUGCACACAGAGCCGGAGACGACGCCACAACCUGCCGCUUGGGAAAAAACGGCAUCAGACGACUCCGCCGACAAACUGAGUAACGUGGAGACGUCCAAGGUCUCCGCCUUGACCAGCUCUAUCUCCACCACAGUGCUCCUCGCGACCGCGGUUAUUCGAGUGUUUGGUGAAUCGGGCCGAUCGUUGACAGUGCGCGCUCUCCUGGACUCAGGAUCGGAGGCGUCCUUCAUCUCGGAACGCGUAGCCCAGCAGCUGAGACUACCCUGCCGACGAGUGAACGUGACGGUUUCCGGACUUCAGGGCGCGACGACCGGGCGAGUGACUCACGCAGUAUCGAUGGAGAUCGGCACGGAGCGACCGCCAACAGUACGGAUCACCCUGCCGAAGGCGCUGGUCCUGCCUCGGCUCACCGCCCUCACACCAGGGAAACACAUUCCGAGAGGAGAAUGGCCGCACCUGCGGGGCCUCAUGCUUGCCGACCCGGCCUUCGACAAACCGGCGGCAGUCGACGCCGUCCUAGGCGCCGAUAUCUACGGCGUACUGCUCGACGGAGGAGUCAAGCGUGGACAGCCGGGGAACCAGCCGCUCACUCUACCGUCUUCGGUUGGGUGCUGA
Messenger RNA from Nylanderia fulva, 1767 nucleotides. The record is from RefSeq and is a predicted model, not a curated record. Lineage: Eukaryota; Metazoa; Arthropoda; Insecta; Hymenoptera; Formicidae.